AUGAUUUCUUGUUUGUGCUCCGAUUUGUGGUUGGAAAUAUUGAGUUUCAUUCCUAUUGGUGAUAGGAAAAGAGAGUGGAAGAUGAGAGUGAAGGAAGUGGUCAAUUUGGAACGAGUUUGUUCGGAAAUUGCUGAAAAAGUGAAUUGGCAAGUGGUGUUUUAUCAGAUUGCCAAAAGGUUGAUGAUGGAAUGUGCUUCCGAAUUUUGGAUUAAUUAUUCUUCUUCCUUUCAAUUGAUGCAAUCAAUAGAGGAGGAAUGUUUAUUAGGUAGAAGGGAAGGUAAUUUGAUUAAGAAGAAGUAUGAUAGAGGAGAAUUGAUGGAGAUGUUUAAUGACUUUAGGAGUGAUAUUGAUUGGAGAAGAGUUGUGAAAUUAAUAUUGCAGGAAUCAUUUGUGGAGAGCUAUUUGGUUCGAUUGACUGAAACAUUGAUAUCAAAGAUUUAUAGUUGUGGAUUCUUUUUGCGAUGUCUAUCGUGUGGAUUUGUAACAACUAGAGAAAAGAAAGAUUUACUUGAAUUUAGGGAAAAUUUGAAUGAAUUCAAUCAGGAUUUUGUAUUGUCCUUUAUGAACCAAUUUAUUGAAUCAAAAUUCAAUUAUAGAUUAUUAGACAUUGCUCUUGUCUCAGAAUGCAUUACAGAAUUUGAUUAUGAUGAAAUUAGUGAGGAUGAGAGAUUUAGGAGAAGGUUAUUGGAUUGGUGGUUUAACAUUGCACGAGGUUGUUUCAAAGAAUUAAGACAAUGUAUGAAAAGAAGGAGAUUUGGAAAGUAUCAAGAAUUGAAACUUGUAGGAACAAUUCAAAACUCAAAUGUUGAUAGAAACUACCCGACCUAUCAUUUCAAAGUUUCUUGCAUAUUAAUGAUGAAUAAUAAUUUUCUGAUAGCGCUCAUAAUUCCUCGCAAAAUGUUAAUGUAA
Messenger RNA from Naegleria gruberi, 909 nucleotides. RefSeq lists its product as uncharacterized. The coding region runs from base 1 to 909 and encodes 302 amino acids. The transcript has a single exon. The record is from RefSeq and is a predicted model, not a curated record. Lineage: Eukaryota; Heterolobosea; Eutetramitea; Acrasida; Naegleriidae.